Necator americanus (New World hookworm) is the source of this 372-nucleotide messenger RNA. RefSeq lists its product as uncharacterized. Lineage: Eukaryota; Metazoa; Nematoda; Chromadorea; Rhabditida; Ancylostomatidae. The transcript has a single exon. The record is from RefSeq and is a predicted model, not a curated record. Bases 1 to 372 code for a protein of 123 amino acids.
AUGGAAAAGAACAUCUGCUAUCGGCAACGAAGGAGAAAAGAAGUCGUCUACGACGAUUGCGUACUCGAGGACUCCUUGUCCCAAGGUGACUGGCACACUGAGGAGGACCCAAACGUGGACUACGAGAUGCUGCUCAGAGGAUUACGAGCCUGCGCUGAACGUGCCUCGAAGCCGCGCACGACAAACUUGGAUCGAAUUUCGAAGACCACCAAGGAAUUGUUGGAAAGAAGAAGGGCUUUGAGGCUAGAUCCGAAUGCAUCGCACAGUGAGCGGUUAGCAGCAAACACUAGCUGCAGAAAAGCUUUGCAGGAGGAUCUUUUGAAGCACAGGCAGAAGAAGAUUCUGGAAGCAACACAAAAAGGACAGGUCUAG